AUAUGUGUGUGUGCGUGUGUUUCAAGCUUUGUUGUUGGAUGUCCAAUGUCCAAUAAACAAGACUGAGCGGAGUUUAGAAUUCGAUAAAGAACGAGCGAAUUUUGUUGAUAAACACCAAACAUAUUUUGGCCGGUUUUAUUAACGAGGCGAUUCAAAAGACAACACAUUUAUGAAUAUAUAUAUACCACAGCAUUGCAUCUCGGUGAAAACGUAGCAUUAUAAGGAUGAACAACUUAGAUACGAAUUCCACCACAAAGGAAGAGACAAAAACAAUGAUGGCGUACGUUACGGCAAAACCUUUUUUAGGCAUCACUUACGUCAUAAUUCUUGGUGUAACAUCGGUUGUCGGAACGUUCGGAAAUGGUCUAAUACUUUACGUGGUUUCCGUGAAGAGAAUCAUACGCAAAGUGGAAUCGAUAUUCAUAUUGAAUCUUGCAGUUUCGGACAUAUUCGUUACGGCUGUUGCAAACGUAAUCAGCUUGUUAGGUAAGGUGAAGGGCGAGCAGUACAUCAACAAUAUACCCGGCCUUUGCGUAGUCGUAGCGUCCAUUUGCACCGUCACGUGCGUUUCGUCAUUGACAACAAUCAUGGUGAUGAGCAUUAACCGAUAUGUGUACAUCUGCGCCCCGAAAUACAGGAAGAUAUUUACGAAUCGGACUUCGAUUCUGUAUUGCCUCGCGAUGUACGUUUUAGGCAGUUUUCUGUGCAUCUUAAACGUUUUCGGCAUAGGAGGCCACGGCUUUGAUACUCAAGGAAAAAUUUGCAUAUGGGACAGGAUGGCUUCGCAUCCGUAUACCAUUGUGUUCUCGGUGGUAUUAGUUUGGAUACCAGCCAUCAUAACGGGAAUUAUAUUUUUGCGCGUGUAUUUCUUCGUGCGCGCACGAUCACGAGCAAAUACGGAUCGUGUUUGCAUCAAAUCUUCGUAUAUAAGCGUCGCCAAGUCAUUUAUCAUAAUAUAUUUGGUGUUCAUUAUUUGCUGGGCGCCGUACGCGACUGUCAUUGCACUCGAAUACGAUAACUCCUACCCAGAAGACCUGCAUGUUUUCGUCACCGUGUUUGCCCAUCUGCACCCGUGUUUCACGUGGAUCGUUUAUUAUAAGACUAACAAACGGUUUGCAGAGGCUUACCGGGCCAUAUUUCAAUCCCGUAAAAACUCUGAAAGGCGGUGUCAAAAUGGGUCUAUAGCUCUGCCUGAACUUUCGUCCAAUUGGUCUACAAGUCCGGCUGAAGUGACAGGCCAUCAAAAUCCGCACAGCAUGACUGAUUCGGAGACGGCCCUCAACACUCGCCCAGUCUUGUCGAGAUGAUCGGUGUCUUUGCAGAUUACACGGAAUUGAGCACCCGGGCCAGACUGACACUUUCCGGAGCCUGUCCGAGACGGAACUCGAGCCGAGGAAUCAUUGGUCCAGGUGUGACAGAAAACUUAAAGCUCAUGUCUGACGAUGACUUUUUUUAGUCAGGAAGUCAAUUGUGUUGUUUUUCCAUGCAAGCAAGCCUUUGUGUUGGGUCAAAUGACAUCAGAAAUGCUGCUUCUACGUGGAUUUUACCUAAAAUGUGCCAAAAUUAAAUAAAAAGUUUUUUCGAAUCAUGUUCAAAACCUGCUUUGAUGUACAAAUAUUGCCAUUUAUGAUUUUUUUUACUGACCGUUACAACAUUAUAGCGUGACUAUAUAGAAACCACGAACAGAUUACAUUUUCCAUAAUUCGAAUGUGUAAUAUGCAUAUUUCUGUAUGUGAAUUCUUUUAGAUGGUACUUUAUAUAUGAAGAAACACUUUGUUUAGCAAUUGUUUUGCUCCAUUGGCUACUAAAUUCCCGAUGGACAGAUAUUUUGUCUGUUAAAAUGCACAAGUUUAUUCAUCUUAAAAUGCGUCAACGGAAUUCCGGUGAUUUAUGAAAACAGGGAAGAUGUGUAACUUCAAUUACUCGCAUGUCAAAAUUAUUAUAUUAUAUGUUAUAUACAUUGUAUGCUCAUGUCUUUGAGUUUCAUGUUGUUCUGCUUGUUGAUAAUAUAUCAUUUAACAUAUCUCUGUUGUCACCACAUUGGAUAAUUGAUGAAUAAUUGUAUUUUGGACCGGAGGCAUUGCAGUACAAUUAACCCAUAUGUUAUGUUAUGCUAUGUUAUGUUAUUAUACAUGAUUUUAAUUGAAUAUUAAUUUAUUAGUUAGGAUACCUUUAUAGUUUUUUGCAGCUAAUGAAAGUCCUAGACAUCCAUUUUCUCCAAGUUUUGAAACUGGACUGUCAUCUUGCUCUUCACAGAUGUCACAAACCUUUUUAGUUAUGUCUAUACUGGUUACUUCCAGGCUGUAAAUAUUGAAAAUAUCUUUAAAACUACAUGUAUUUUAUACAAAUGGUAUAUUACUAUAUAUUAUCAAGUACAUUCUUUUUCCUCAAAAUAAGUAUAGAAAUGCAGCCAGCAGAGCUAUGAAAAUAUAUAAAGCUAUAAUCGUAAUAUAAAGGUAGACUUAGUCAUUAACUGAUGUUUUUGUAAAUGAUCUCACAUAUUACUGAUUCAUCUUCUUAUACCAUAUAUAUUCGUAAAUUUAUUAAAGUACAAAACAACAUUUGGUUACCUCAUUUUUUGCUUCAUACAGUUGUUUCCUCAUAUGCAGAGAAAUCACAGUUGUCUUAUUAGAUCACACAAAGGUAGAUAAUUGACGAUAAAAACAAAGACAUGAUUCUGAAAAAGAAGGGACAUGCAUAUUUUUAUUAGUGUUGUUUGAUUCUUUAUCCAGACAUUAUUGUAUUAUAAGUUAAUUAAGUAUUAAUGUUAUAGCUACAUUAUUACACCUGUGCAUAAUAAAAAACACACAGAAACUAGACCUUAUCCAGUUUAUAUGUACAUGUAUAUCUUUAUUUUUAUUCAUAUAAUGUUUCUUACGUGUAAUGUAGAGCUAUUAUAAAUGGUUUAAAGAUAUAUAAAUAUAAAGUUAAAGUACCUUUAUUUUAUCUACAUAAAGCUGAACAACCAGCAAGCUCAUAAUAGCAGACGUGAUAAACAAAAAUCUCCUCCUGAAAUAGAAUUAAAAACAAAAGUUCUUUAUUUAAAUUUUCACUUUUUUAAAUUUGAUGGCACUUUCACGCUUCUGUAGUUUAAAAAUG
Molecule: messenger RNA, 3099 nt
Organism: Dreissena polymorpha
Lineage: Eukaryota; Metazoa; Mollusca; Bivalvia; Myida; Dreissenidae
Product: melatonin receptor type 1B-like
Exons: 4
Coding region: 225-1307 (360 amino acids)
Biological process (GO): G protein-coupled receptor signaling pathway
Cellular component (GO): membrane
Molecular function (GO): G protein-coupled receptor activity
Source: RefSeq, a predicted model, not a curated record